This is a messenger RNA of Tachyglossus aculeatus (Australian echidna), 837 nucleotides long. It is a transcript of the gene IDNK, whose product is annotated as IDNK gluconokinase. Gene Ontology annotation, molecular function: gluconokinase activity. Lineage: Eukaryota; Metazoa; Chordata; Mammalia; Monotremata; Tachyglossidae. The transcript is spliced from 4 exons. The record is from RefSeq and is a predicted model, not a curated record. Bases 134 to 595 code for a protein of 153 amino acids. Gene Ontology annotation, cellular component: cytoplasm.
GAGAAAGGAAUAAAUCCGCCUCAUGGAGCAGCCGGGAGCAGUGCUGGUGAUGGGAGUGAGUGGCUCCGGGAAGUAGCUGGGAUGGAAAUUCUAUGAUGCAGAUGACUAUCAUUCUGAAGAAAACCGCAAGAAAAUGGGGCAAGGAAUCCCUCUUGAUGACCAGGACCGAGUUCCAUGGCUUUGCUGCUUACAUGACAUUCUGAUGAGAGAUUUGUCUUCAGGGCAGAGUGUGGUUUUAGCCUGUUCGGCUUUGAAGAAAAUGUACAGAAACAUUUUAGCGAGAGGGGGAGACGCCGGGACUCUGAAACAUGACAGCCCGGGGAGGAAAGAAGCACUACCAGAGGUAAAGUUCCUCGUGGCCUAUUUGGAUGGAUCCUUUCAUGUCAUCUCCAGCCGCCUUGCCCAACGGAAAGGACAUUUCAUGGCCCCUGAGUUGCUGCAAUCCCAGUUUGAUACUCUGGAGCCUCCAGCAGCACCAGAAAACUUUCUGCAAAUCAGCGUGGAGAACAGUGUCUCAGAAAUAGUUGCAGAAGUCGAGGAAGCGCUCAGAAAGAAGGGAAGAGAGUUUCAGGGUGGCUUGCCAGUUCCAAAUUAGCUUGAGAACGUUAAACCCAGUGGAAGUCCUACUGACCCAGUGUUGCCACUUUCUUCCCAUUUGGAACUUUCCAGUGCGCUGUGGGAGACUUGGGAUACCCUAAAGAAAUCCCAACCCUCCAAGGACUAUGGCCCAGUUGCCUUCUGAAAUUUUAAACUUUCAAUCCAUAUGUUCUGAUGGAAGUGGGGGCCCAAAAAGAUGAUCGGGACAAAUACCUUAAUAAAGAAAUAGAACGCUUUCAC